Amphimedon queenslandica is the source of this 765-nucleotide messenger RNA. RefSeq lists its product as uncharacterized. Bases 78 to 734 code for a protein of 218 amino acids. The record is from RefSeq and is a predicted model, not a curated record. The transcript is spliced from 3 exons. Gene Ontology annotation, molecular function: protein binding. NCBI's taxonomy places the organism in Eukaryota, Metazoa, Porifera, Demospongiae, Haplosclerida, Niphatidae.
ACCAGCAGCAUUUUAGAAAAUUAGGGCGUGGUUCUCUAGACUAGUGACAAAAUAAUAGUCAAAUAGCCUAAACGAUAAUGGCUAGCAUUAACGUGCUACACUUCCUUUCCGCUUUGUUGUGCGCCCUUCAGUUGAGUGGAUGUCAAUGUGCUAAUAUUAUAACAGUACAGCCAGUCUCUAUCAAUACAACACUCAACUCUACUGUUUACUUUUGCUGCGAAGCUGCUGCUCAGUACCUUUACUUUAAUGUUAAUGGUACACUAGCAAGUAAUGUAGGUGUCAUGGCUAAAGGAUUCUUUGGAACAACUACUGCUGGUGUUAAUGAUAUUAAAGUCGGACAUCUAGAAGCAGAAGCUUAUGAUUAUAAUAAUAACACUAAUAUUACCUGUACAGCUUUCAGUCAAUUUCCAUUAGAUUCAAAUGCAGAAGCAAGUGCACAAACCAGUGGCAUUGCAGUAUUAAUGAUUCAAGGUCUAUUGGAUGAUGUUGGAAAUCUGAAUUGGACCACUAUUAAUUGUUCCAGUGUAUUAAUAACAUGGACACCUCCUUAUACACUGGAUAACGUACCUAUCACUGGAUAUCUUGUAAAUGAGAUAGAGCAGAGCAAUGCUACUAAUAUUACACUAUCAACUGAUCCUGAACACUCCAAAUUGUAUACCGUAUCAGUUUCUGCUAUUAAUGAUGUUGGGAUAGGCUCAUCUAAUUAUAUCAGUUUUUAUUAUCCAACAGGUUAGCAUAAUUAAGGUUUUAUAUAUCUUCAUAAUA